Pisolithus orientalis is the source of this 2527-nucleotide messenger RNA. RefSeq names its product P-loop containing nucleoside triphosphate hydrolase protein. Gene Ontology annotation, biological process: mitochondrial translation; ribosome disassembly. The coding region runs from base 128 to 2512 and encodes 794 amino acids. Gene Ontology annotation, molecular function: GTP binding; GTPase activity. Gene Ontology annotation, cellular component: mitochondrion. Lineage: Eukaryota; Fungi; Basidiomycota; Agaricomycetes; Boletales; Pisolithaceae. The record is from RefSeq and is a predicted model, not a curated record. The transcript is spliced from 4 exons.
AUUGUAUGUCUUAUUACCCUGCGUGCCACGCAUUAUUCUUUCUUGAAAACGUCCACUGGCAUCUCCAAUCCACCACGAAUAACGGCUUUGAGACUGAUACGAAGCACGUUGCGGUCCCAGUAGGGUUAUGAUACAUUCUUUCUACGCUUUGCGAUGUAACAGAAUCGCCUCUCGGAGGCUCGUCUCCAUUGCGCGAGGUUUCGCCUCCGAGCCUCAUGACGAACCUUCGGGCAUCAGGAAUAUGGCAUUGGUCGCUCAUAUUGAUUCGGGAAAAACUACUCUAACCGAGUCUAUUCUACAUAAAUCCUCUUACAUAUCAUCCCCCGGUUCGGUCGAUACCGGAAGUACCAUCACCGAUUUCCUGCCUGCUGAGAGGGAGCGAGGAAUAACGAUACAAUCCGCAAGCGUACCGGUCAAGUGGAAGCACUGGACCUUUAAUCUUAUUGACACGCCAGGCCACGCUGAUUUUGGAAUGGAAGUCGAAAGCGCGAGUCGCGUAGUUGACGGUGCGGUCGUAUUGAUCGAUUCCGUAGAGGGCGUCGAAGCUCAGACUAAAGCUGUAUGGGGACAGUUAUCAAGAUACAACGUAACAUCCAGAUUAGUAUUCGUGAAUAAACUCGAUCGGCCAGGAGCAUCAUUUAGAGCAUCUUUAAUAUCACUAAUUGCACAUGGGCUUCACUCUAACCCACUGGCGGUCACCCUUCCUAUCGCUUCCGUGAAACCCGAUGACUACGCGCGCGCUGAACCGGGAAUUGUAGGUCUCAUAGAUCUCGUCAAAUGGCAGUUAUGGGAGUGGGCCGUGGACGGCGAAUGCAGGGUCCAUUCCCUCCCGCUAUCUCUAGACUCGGUUGAUCUAGCUAGAUUACUGCCGAAAGAACACCCCGUCAUUCCUCAUUUAAUACCUGCACGUGUGGCACUCCUAGAGAAUCUUGCAAUGUUUUCCGAGGAACUCAUGGACAAGUUACUGGCGCUUCCUUCUGAACCGUCAUCGUAUCUCCAGAUUCAACCCCAGGAUAUCAUACCGCCCUUGCGCAGGGCUACCCUGAGGAACCAAGUCCUACCCGUCCUCUGCGGUUCCGCUUCGAAAGGCGUUGGAACGGAACUGGUAAUGGACUACGUUGGGGAAUUACUAGCAAGUCCUCUUGACGUGCGGAUAGAAGAUGAAGAUGCGAAUGGACCUUUACGCCUACUCGCAUGGAAAGUCGCUUGGGACCAGCGUAAGGGAUGGAUGACGUUUGUACGCGUCUACUCAGGACGUCUGAGGAAUCAAAGUGUGCUGUUCAACGUGAAUACGGGGCAAAAGGAGAAAGUGUCCAAACUACUCCUGCUUUAUGCAUCCGAGGCCCAAGAAGUCGAUUAUCUUCCAUACGGAUCCGUAGGGGUCCUCCUGGGCCUGCGCUUCACUCGGACUGGUGAUACGUUGGUGUCCGGGCGGGGACAAGGAAAAAUUGCCACCACCCAGUCGAUGCGGGGUGUUGUUCUUCCACCUGCUGUUAUGUCGGUCUCCGUAAUGCCAAAUUCCCACUCUGACCUGGAGCCAGUCCAGGAGGCCAUACAAGCAUUGAUUCGAACGGAUCCGUCGGUGCGCAUGGACGUUCAGGAUGGUCAGAUCCUUAUUCACGCACUUGGGGCUUUACAUUUGGAAAUCAUCGAGGGUCGACUGAGGGAAGAGUGGCGAGCAGAUUUCGAGUUUGGCAGACGCCAAGUAAGCUACCGAGAGUCAGUCGACUCGAAUAUGUCUUCGGACCUUCAAGAGUGGUCUACCGAGGUUUCAGGUAAAGUCGUCACAGCCAGAGUUUCCUUGUCAAUCUCGCCGCUCGCGGCGGGCGAGCAGGGCGAUCCAGCAUUUGAAGGAAACCUAGUACUUGACAACAAGGGUAACCCUUUGAUCGCACCGGAUGCGUCUCCCAACCAACUUCACCCACUAACAAAUUUGGCUCGUGGAAUCUCAAGUGCACUCUCCAGCUCUCCCCACACUUUGCUUCCAUAUUCGCACGUCAAGGUUCAGAUAAUGGCAUUCAAUUUACCACGAGACGCCCCUUCAUCUAUACUCGCUGGCGCGAGUUCUGCUAUUAUGAGAAAUAUCCUAAAACGUGCAAGAAUGGGACCCAUCUUAGAGCCCUACAUCAAGUUGAGGAUCUCUGUACACGAAGAUACCAUUGGUAAAGUUGUCAAGGACAUCAUGGACAGUGGAGGGGAGGUUUUGGAUCUUGCCUCCGACACAACCGCCGUCGGGAACGAAGGUGGAGCGGGUCGAUGGAACGCAGACACGACAUACAUCCCGCCUGUGGAAUUAUCACCCUCAUCUGCGUCCUCCGCUCUCAUCGCGGGCAUCCCUCGCUCAAAGCUGACCGUCCACGCUGUGGCCCCUUUGAGCCAGAUGCUAGAUUACUCAACACGGUUACGGGCAUUAUCUGCAGGCCAUGGUACUUUCAACAUGACGAACGCCGGUUUUCGGGAGGUCUCAGAAUCUCGCAAAUCGGCAAUUCUACGAGAACUCGGCCGCGCAUAACAUUCCCAGUGGCUG